Messenger RNA from Scheffersomyces stipitis CBS 6054, 1509 nucleotides. It is a transcript of the gene NDT80, whose product is annotated as transcription factor. NCBI's taxonomy places the organism in Eukaryota, Fungi, Ascomycota, Pichiomycetes, Serinales, Debaryomycetaceae. Bases 1 to 1281 code for a protein of 426 amino acids. Gene Ontology annotation, molecular function: DNA binding; DNA-binding transcription factor activity. Gene Ontology annotation, cellular component: nuclear chromosome. The record is from RefSeq and is a predicted model, not a curated record. The transcript has 3 exons. Gene Ontology annotation, biological process: meiotic cell cycle; positive regulation of transcription by RNA polymerase II.
AUGAUGACCAUGUCUUCCGACGAGACUGCGCUUCUGCCAGACGACGCGGCCGCUGCCGUGGCUGUAGCCGCUGCCAACUCAGCCGUGAACUCGAUUCCAUCCCUCAAAGAGGACGACCACCAGCUCCACUCGUUUGUCAACCACCACCAGACACAGAAUCACCACCAGAACCAAAAUGCGCUUCACCAGCAGCAGCAACAUUUUCUCCAACAACACCAACAACACCAGCAACACCAACAGCACCAACAACAACAUCAGCAGAACCAGCAACGGAUGCCACAGGCUCAGCAGCAGCAACAGCACCACCAGCAGCAACAUCAGCAGCACCCGGGACAUGUCCCGGGCAUCGGAACCAACCAUCAGUAUGACCUUCUCACGGGAACUGCCACUCCCGAGGCUGAUUUGUUGGAAUCUGGCUCCAGAAAGGUUGCACCUAGAUCCAGCGACUUGUUCAAGGUAGGCCCUCCAUUUUCUGAAACCAGACACCACCAGGACAUCUACUGCAAAAGCAAUGACUUGGACGUCAACCCUAUCUUAGAAGCCAGAAUCGACAGAGGUUUCGAAACAGGCGAAAACGGCACCUGGAUUGGCUACAAGAGGAACUAUUUCACUCUUGUGGCAGCAUUUCUGUUGGAGAACUUUGACUUUGACCGGUUCAUCCAGAACAAGUUCUACACGUUUGAAAAAGCCCUGCGCAAUGGACAAUCUGUAGGUGAAAACAAAGUGGAGAUCAACUAUUUUGCCAUUCGUCUUGUAGCCAAGUGUCUGGACGACGAUGUUUCUAUCAGCUUGAUUCAGCAUACUGCCAAGAGAGACAAGGGACCACAGUUCCCACCUCCCAUCUAUCCGGCUGUUCCUGGCGAAAUGCCUGAUCAUGAGACCGUUAAGGCAUCGUGCAACAAACGUAACGGUAGCAAGAUCGAGAACAUGAACAAAAUCUUCUACUUUGACAGAAGUGACUACUACCACACCGUCAAUUUGGACUCUAUGAAGGACGAUACCAUUCUCAAGAACUAUCCAAGCGAUUCAAUCUCAAGAAUUGCCCGUUUCGAGAGAAUCCAGUUUACUUCAUCAAUCAGAGUCAAGCAGACUCUGGCCAACUCCAGAUACUUCACGUUGCACGUAGAGUUGUUGGGGAUAGUCGAGGACGAGGACUUGCAGAUCCAGCCCAUAUUGUUGAGCUCUAUCGAAACUCCUCCCUUGAUUGUCAGAGGCAGAUCGCCUUCCAACUACCACAAGGAAAGAACCUCAGGCUACAGGGGCCAUCUCCAGGGCCAUUAGAAGAAUUAACAGACAUGUUGCUAGUUCUGGUGCUCAUCUUGGCCAGGACGAUAUAGGACAAUAACCAAACGGAAAGAAAGGUGAAACUUCUCAGCAACUAAAACAAAACAUCGAAACGAACGAUUCGACCAGGCUCGGUUUCAAAAUUCAAAAUUCAAAAUUGUAUUAAGGAUUCAUGUAUUUCUAGUUAUAGACACUAGGUCUAUAUAAUAAAAGACUAUGUUAUUG